Messenger RNA from Opisthocomus hoazin, 867 nucleotides. Lineage: Eukaryota; Metazoa; Chordata; Aves; Opisthocomiformes; Opisthocomidae. The record is from RefSeq and is a predicted model, not a curated record.
AUGGCUUCCUUGCUCAGCGACCCCAAACCCAGAACCGACCACCUGCUGCCCUCCUCGCGCACCGUCGCAGCAGGCCCCACCGCGGGGAUCGUUCAGCAUCGGAAGUGCCUGGAGACGAUGUCCUGCAGAACAACCCUCUUAGGGUGCUGCAUAAAAGAAAUCACCCAAGCAGAUGUCCCUGGUAAGGAGGAAUGCCCACCAGCAGACCCAGUGUACCCCAGUACACAGCUAGCUACCAAAAAAGCUAAAGGUAAAGGGCAGACUCAAGCCAGAGUGAAUAUCAGUGCUGCCCUAGUUGAGGAUAUUAUCAAUUUGGAGGAAACCAAUGAAGACAUGCAGGCAGUGAUAGAAGCUCUGAAAGAAGAUUUCAGCAGAAAUCUCAGUGUUAGAACCUCACCAGGGGCCCUUGAUCACAUAAUCUUGAUGACAAAAGACGGGAAGUUUCCGCUGAACCAGCUGGGACAGAUCUCACAGAAGUCACCGCAGCUCCUUAUAGUGAACAUGACCAGUUUUCCAGAGAGCACAGCUGCAGCUACGAAGGCCAUAAGGGAGAGUGGCAUGAACCUGAACCCUGAAGUGGACGGGACGAUAAUUCGGGUGCCGAUUCCCAAGGUGACGAGAGAGCACAGGGAGAACCUGGCCAAGCUUGCCAAGCAGUCCACCAACAAGUCCAAAGAGGCCCUGAGAAAGGUGCGAAGCAAAAGUGUCAACCAGAUCAAGAAGUUCAAGAACAAAGUGUCUGAAGAUACCCUCUGGCUGCUAGAAAAGCAGAUCCAGCAAAUGGCAGACGACGCCACAGCGGAGAUGGACAAGCUGCUGGCAGCGAAGACCAAGGAGCUGCUUGGAUAAGCCCCAUCCCGAUGGCCA